UGUAAGCCUGGUGAAUGUACACUGAAGUGGAUUGGAUUCAGUUGUGGAGCCAGUUUGGGGAAUUCCUAAUCAGUGAUGAGCAAAUUUUCUUAGGGUUCAGUUAAGUUCCUUAUGUCUUCCCCUGAAAUUGCUUCCCUCUCCUGGGGGCAAAUGAAAGUACAAGGCUCUACUAAAACCUAUAAGGACUGCAAAGUGUGGCCAGGGGGAAGUCGGGCUUGGGAUUGGAGAGAAACAGGAACUGAGCAUUCUCCUGGUGUGCAGCCUGCAGAUGUGGAGGAAGUUGUCAAGAAGGGUGUGCAGACCCUAGUGAUUGGCCGAGGGAUGAGUGAGGCCUUGAAGGUGCCUCCAUCAACUGUGGAGUACCUCGAGAAACAAGGCAUUGAUGUGCGAGUCCUCCAGACAGAGCAGGCAGUGAAGGAGUAUAAUGCCUUGGUUGCCCAAGGCGUCAGGGUGGGAGGGGUCUUCCAUUCCACCUGUUGAUGGAGCCUUAAGAGGAGAAUAAAUCACUAAGCAAUGAU
Messenger RNA from Diceros bicornis minor, 518 nucleotides. RefSeq names its product adipogenesis associated Mth938 domain containing (gene AAMDC). Bases 112 to 480 code for a protein of 122 amino acids. NCBI's taxonomy places the organism in Eukaryota, Metazoa, Chordata, Mammalia, Perissodactyla, Rhinocerotidae. The record is from RefSeq and is a predicted model, not a curated record. Gene Ontology annotation, cellular component: cytoplasm. The transcript has 4 exons. Gene Ontology annotation, biological process: positive regulation of fat cell differentiation.